Phascolarctos cinereus (koala) is the source of this 4260-nucleotide messenger RNA. It is a transcript of the gene VAT1L, whose product is annotated as vesicle amine transport 1 like. Lineage: Eukaryota; Metazoa; Chordata; Mammalia; Diprotodontia; Phascolarctidae. Gene Ontology annotation, molecular function: zinc ion binding; oxidoreductase activity. The record is from RefSeq and is a predicted model, not a curated record.
GACGCUCUCUGAGUGGGAGUGGGAUCCGGCUCUUGGACGCAGCUACUCUGAGGAUUACGGCAACGGGGCCAGUAGCAGGAACCCGGGAGCCUCAUUGAAUCAGCCGCUGCUCUCGGCUGGCGGCGGAGCAGCAUCCUCUGUUCCGCGCCCGGCAACCGGAGCAUUCCCACAACUCGCGGACGCCAGCCCCGCACCAUGGCCAAAGAAGGCGCGGAGAAAGCGGAGGAGACGGAGCAGAUGAUCGCCAAGGAGGGCGGGCCCGAGGCAGCCCAGGGCGGUGGCGGCGGAGGCGGCAGCCCUCGGGCCGCGGACACCAAGGAGAUGCGUGCAGUGCUGCUGGCCGGCUUCGGCGGGCUCAGCAAGCUGAGGGUUAGCCGGAGGCCCAUGCCCGAGCCCCAGGAGGCCGAGCUCAAGAUCCGCGUCAAAGCCUGUGGUUUAAAUUUCAUUGAUCUGAUGGUAAGACAAGGGAAUAUUGACAACCCUCCCAAGACACCCUUGGUCCCUGGAUUUGAGUGCUCUGGGAUUGUGGAAGCCCUUGGAGACAAUGUGAAAGGCUAUGAGAUCGGAGACCGUGUCAUGGCGUUUGUGAAUUACAAUGCAUGGGCAGAGGUCGUUUGCACACCAGUAGAGUUUGUCUACAGGAUCCCAGAUGACAUGAAUUUCCCUGAGGCUGCUGCCUUCCCCAUGAACUUUGUUACUGCCUACAUGAUGCUUUUUGAGGUUGCCAAUCUGCGGGAAGGAAUGUCGGUGCUAGUGCACUCUGCUGGAGGUGGUGUGGGCCAGGCUGUUGCUCAGCUCUGCUCAACCAUCCCCAAUGUCACAGUCUUUGGAACUGCUUCUUCCUUCAAGCAUGAAGCCAUCAAAGAUUCUGUCACCCACCUCUUUGACAGAAAUGCUGACUAUGUGCAGGAGGUUAAAAGAAUUUCUCCAGAAGGCGUAGAUAUUGUCUUGGACUGUCUGUGUGGAGAAAACACAGGAAAAGGUCUCAGUCUUCUCAAACCUCUGGGAACAUAUAUUUUAUAUGGGUCAUCAAACACCGUGACAGGGGAGACCAAGAGCUUCUUCAGCUUUGCAAAAUCAUGGUGGCAGGUCGAGAAGGUGAACCCCAUCAAGCUGUAUGAGGAGAACAAAGUCAUUGCUGGAUUUUCGCUCCUCAAUCUCCUUUUCAAACAGGGACGAGGAGGCCUGAUUAAAGGCAUAAUGGACAAACUCAUAGCCCUGUACAACGAGAAGAAGAUCAAACCUAUGGUUGACUCAUUAUGGGCUCUGGAAGAGGUGAAGGAGGCCAUGCAGAGAAUCCAUGACAGGGGCAACAUAGGAAAAUUAAUUUUGGAUGUAGAAAAGGCCCCGACUCCCUUGAUGGCCAAUGACAGCACAGAAACGAGUGAGGCUGGAGAAGAGGAGGAGGACCACGAGGGAGACAGUGACAACAAGGAGCGGAUGCCCUUCAUCCAGUAAUGGUCCCCAUGCCCAGUGAAAGGAGGGAAAACAUGAUUGGAGGAAGGGAACCGGACUGGGGAAUCUAUUCUGUGCGCCAGUGAACAAAUGCCGUAGUGCCGUGUGUGUUGUGUUUGUCUGCAGUCCGCCAAGCUAUAAAGCUGUUGGUUGUUGUUUUUUGAACUUCAGUGCCCACCCUACCCUGCUCAGUAUUGCAUCUUGGCAUUGAUGUGACGUGCCAUUCCUCUUCCUUGUGUGAGUGAGGUCCACCUGUUGUGGUUCCCUCUCAGUAUUCCUAGAACAGCCUUGCAAAUUAGGAUGAGCCCACAGGCCCAACACCUAAAAGAUAUUCCUGCUUCAGGGAGGGGUUGGACUUCAGGAUCCCUUCCAGCUCUUAAGAUUGUAGAAUUCUGUGCCAGGCAGUGAGCAUGGUAGAAUUUGAAGAAAAGGUGAAGCAUUUGAUCAAGUCUUAGAGUUCUUCAGACCAGUCCUGCUACUCACUGCCCUCAGUCAUGCUAUUGCUCUGACUUUAGGAUAUGGAGACCAGAUUGGCUCAAAUAAGGCAUUGUUUGAGAAAACAGGAGGUAGGUUAGUGACAGGUGUUGUCUGAAGGUACAUUUCAUUUCCCACAAAGCGUUCUUCCCAAAUACCACAUUUUUAAUCCACAAAACUAUGUCACAAAGUGUGGCAGGUGGGAAGCCCAAAUUAAUUCCUGAGAGGAUUUUUGCGCAUUCGCCAUCAGAAGGCCAAACUGAGCUGUAUUUAAGCCACUUUCAGUAUUGAUCCCCUAAGGACCAAAAGCUUGCAGAUCUUGUGUGAAAAAGUCAGUGGGCAUCUUUCCUUUUCCAGAGCUUGUGCCAACCUUAAACAUUUGUUGAUGAUCCAGAAGGUUAAUUUUCAUUGGUUAAAGCCAAACACAAAAGUAGCCGGAUCUUUUUUGAUAUGCAGUGUUCCCAGAGAGCCACCAUUUCAGAGAGCAUUUGGAAUGACUUGCCCUUCUUCAAUUCUUCAGUAUUUCAAACAGUCUGCAGUUUCAUCAGCAUAGUUGCCUCCUUCACUUAUGCAGAUCUCAGCCCCUCCCUACAUUAGUAGAUGUUCUUUAUGAAUGGCUACGGCCAAAAACAUUCAUCCCAUGGUGACCAACCCUCUGGUGAUGAGCCUUCCCAUACUCACAGCUAGGCUGGCCCCAAGGUGACAGACACAGAGUCUGGCACUGGAAGCAAAAAGCUGGAAUGACCUAAAUCCCUUUGAAAUCAGCAUCCGUAUACCUCUGAGAAUAUUAAACAUGAUUUCCCUUACUCUUUUGUAAGAAACAGCUAACAGAGCUACCUCCCAAGGAUGGGUAUAAUCACCAGGCCUUAGAAGCACUUCAGACUAAUUGUCUCCACUAAGUGGCUCCACAAACAGGCUGUCUUCACCAUGGACAAACAGGACCACCCCAACCUCCAAACAAAAUAGACAGGGAGAGGCUGGCAUGGCCUUAUGUCUCAGCUCACUUUCUAUUCCUGGGAAAUGGAAGGAUUCCUGGGUCCCCUUUCCUCCCACACACCAAGGACCCUACUUCUCCCACAGAACUCCAGGGCAGUCAUGAUGAAUAUGUAUUCCAACACUCCUCAAAGUGAUGGGACUGAAUGAGUCUUUUAUAAAUUGUUUACACAUUUCCUAAGAUACCCUCAUUUCUUCUCCAUUGAAGUAGCGUAUUGGAAACCUCAGAAAUUGUGCUCCUUUAGCAGCAUUAGGCAUGGGGAGUGGGGAGGGGAGGAGCAGAGGGCAGCUGUGAAGAUGCCUCAUUGUGCCAAACCUAAGCCAGAAAUGAGUUUCCCUUGGUUGUAUAGGUGGGGUGAGUAAGUAAUAAUAUACAUUUAGGGGAGGGGAGGAAGGAAUUACCCUUGGAAAUUUACCAAAGGCAAUUUUUCCAUGAAGAUAAAAACAUUUCCUAGUUAAUGCUGACAGAAUUUUCUCUUUUCCAUAUCAGGAGUAAGUAUAUUCCAUCCCAGUGCCAUUUAGAGAUAUAGGCAGUGUACUGUAGGGGUAUAUAUGUUACAGCAGUGACAACUGUUGUCAGGUUUUACUGUGGGCUUUGUCCCAUUCUGUAGUUGUGUUUUGUUGAUUUGUCUUACCUCUCCCAGAAACACAUCCAAAAUGGAGGCAGAGAGGAACCUCGACAGAGCUAUGUACCCUGUGUCUCUGAGAGGUACUGGAAAAGCCUCUGCUAGAUAGACUAAGUCAAGUGGUAGUGGGAUGGCCCAAUUGGGAUGGCAAGGGGAAAGUCUUGAAGCUCAGCUCUUUUUAGAAAUGAAAUAGUCUUUGGGAUCUCAGUGACGGGGCAGAGGAAGAUGGGUGCCCACGCUCUCCAGCUCUUCCUGGUGCUGUAAAAUGGGGCCAGUGCAACUAUCUACCAUUGUACAAGUCAAGGACAAGAAGGCCAAUGCUGCCCCCAGACACCACCUGCAGACACAAAGGGUGGUGUCAGUGGAAAACACGUGUGAUCAGGCCACCUGUCACGACCAGGCCACAGCUGAUCCCAGGGGCUGGAGGGACACAAGGAGGGGGAGGGGACAGGAAGGAAGAGAAAUGUGAGCUCUACCACAGUUACUGUUUGUAUUACCCUCUUUCCAGUCAAAUGAUUGUUUUCCUGGAGCAAAGGAAAGUCUUGAUUUGCCUUAAGGAACUGUGACGGCCUCUUUGGAACUCAAGCCUGAUUGGAGUGAUCUUAAACAUUGUUUAAUUGUCCCUGUUGCUUUAGAGCUUUGGUUAUAUUGUGCCUACAAAGCAAGUUAUGUUUACAUUAAAAUAUGAAUAAAAUAUCACGCAUAGCAUUAA